GUUGCAACAUAACCUCAAACAACAAAACAAGUUAAGAAUCUUCCACGUUCUUAUCCAUAAAUAUUAGUAUCCAAACUAUAUAAAACAUGGAAGUGAACACCCCAAGGAGGGGUCAAAGACAAAAACGCAUGAGUUUAAAAGCUUUAGAAGCGCAACAGGUGAAAAAUUACGAAGAAAUUGAACCGCUAAGAGAAGACCCAAUUUUCGAAGUAUCAUCUUCAAACUCAGAAGAUUACACCUCUCCAUCAGAAUCAUCUGAAUCAUCAUCAUCAUCUGAUGAAAGCAAUGAUGAAAUGGAAGAUUCAUUGGAUACGAAUCAAGAAUUGAAUUUAAAAGAACCAAAAUAUUUAAAACAACAAAAAAAUAGUGUUAAAUCAGUUGAUUUCACACAAAAAAAAGAAUUAAAAAAGAAAACUUCUAGGUCUUACAUGAUAAAGUCGGAAGAUUAUUUUUUUAAUAAUGCAAUUAAAAAACCACAAACAUCCAAUCAUACUUUAGAACACUUAAAACGACCGAGAUUGUCACAGGAUGAAUUGAGAAAGUUGCUUUCAAAUUUAACCAUAUCGGAGCAACAUAAAUAUAUAAUUGAAAAGAAUUGUUUGGAUUAUAAAAAUAUAUUUAAGAAAUGGCUUUGCUUAUUACAUGAAGGUUUUAAUGUUUUAACUUACGGUUUAGGUUCAAAACGUGAUGUUUUAUUUGAAUUCCAAAACGAUUGUUUAACUGAUUUGCCUGUUAUUGUUGUUAAUGGUUUUUUUCCAAGCUUAACUAUAAAGGAAAUUUUAGAUUCGAUUUUACUUCAAAUAUUAGAGAUAAAAGAAUCUUCGAGUAAUCUUUUUGAAGCUGUAGAUUUAAUCGAGGAUGAAUUUAAAAAGUAUCCCAAUUUACAUCUUUACUUAAUUAUUCAUAACAUAGAAGGUGAUUCUUUAAGAAAUCCAAAACAUCAAGGUGUUUUAGCCAAAUUAGUCCAUGUUGAAAAUAUUCAUCUAAUUGCUUCUAUUGAUCAUAUAAAUGCACCAUUAAUUUGGGAUCAAAACAAAUUGAGUAAAUUUAAUUUCACUUGGUGGGAUUUAACCUCAUUUUUACCAUACAAAGAUGAGACUUCCUUCGAAACAUCUAUGAUGAUUACCAAAACUGGAUCAUUAGCUUUAUCGUCAUUGAAAAAUGUAUUUUUAUCAUUAACAUCGAAUUCAAAAGGAAUUUAUUUGAUUAUUGUCAAAUAUCAAUUACAAAACUCCGGACAAUAUUAUCAAGGGAUGCUUUUUAAAGAUUUGUAUUGGUCUUGUCGUGAAGCGUUUUUAGUCAGCUCUGACUUAGCGUUAAGAGCACAAUUAACCGAAUUUGUUGAUCAUAAGAUGGUUAAAAUAAAACGAUCGGUGGAUGGUGCUGAAUAUUUAAAUAUUCCUAUUCAAAAUGGUUUAUUACAACAAUUUUUAAAUGAACAAUAAUAAUUUAUUAUAAAUCUGUACCUGAAUUGAAAUAAUUAUUAAGCUCGGAAAUAUCGGUAUUUUUAAUAUUAAUAAAACUUAUUAACUGC
Molecule: messenger RNA, 1534 nt
Organism: Onthophagus taurus
Lineage: Eukaryota; Metazoa; Arthropoda; Insecta; Coleoptera; Scarabaeidae
Gene: Orc2
Product: Origin recognition complex subunit 2
Biological process (GO): DNA replication
Cellular component (GO): nuclear origin of replication recognition complex; nucleus
Molecular function (GO): DNA replication origin binding
Source: RefSeq, a predicted model, not a curated record